CAUGGGCAACAGCUCGCUCCCCAUAUUGUACUGCCCUGGCUCGCAGAUCUAGACAUCAUCGCUGGCCGACCCCGCCUAACGGAGUCCUCAUUCAGUGUGUGUGAGGUCUGUGUAGUGUGUGUAUGUGUGGGGUCUGUGUGUAUUACAAUGAAAAUCAGCGUUCUUUACGACAAAAAAUCGUGCCCGCGACCUCGCCUUUAAGCGUCCCUUCGCCCUUUAAGCGAAGACUCCGGUUUGGCAGUGAGGCUUUGACGUCAGCACGUCAAUUUCCACUGAAACUCCCGUGGAAGAGAAGUGCUGUGAAACUGACCAAAUGGGACCUUUACCGACACUCUGACUGGAACAAAAAAAAAGGCCGUGGUAGCUGAGGAAUCGCACCGAGCUGGAGCUUUCGGACUUGGGUUGGAUCCUUUUCUUGCUCCGGGACCGCUUGUGUAACUUUGUCCGCACGGUCGGCUACACUGUAUCGAGCGCGAAGUGUACGAAGUAUCGGGCGCCGAUUGUAACAAUGUUACCGAACGUUGCGACAGGCCGGGAGCCGCAGCAAGGCAACCAGAUCCCUGAGCCGCCCCCGGCUCCUCCACCCCCGAGAACCGGCGCCCAGACCAAGAAAAACGCCAUCACCGACGACUACAAGGUCACAGCGCAGGUUCUGGGACUUGGCAUCAAUGGCAAAGUUUUGGAAUGUUUCAACAAGAAAACCGGCGAGAAAUUUGCGCUGAAGAUGCUGCAGGACUGUUCGAAGGCCCGGCGGGAGAUGGAUCUCCACUGCCGAGCGUCCGGCUGCAAUCACAUAGUCCGCAUUGUGGACGUCUACGAGAACUUGUACCAGGGGAGGAAGUGCCUUCUUAUCGUCAUGGAAUGUAUGGAAGGAGGUGAACUCUUCAGCAGAAUCCAGGACAGAGGAGAUCAGGCAUUCACGGAGCGAGAGGCCUCUGAGAUCAUGAAGAGCAUUGGGGAGGCCGUCCUGCACCUGCACUCCGUGAACAUUGCUCAUCGAGAUGUGAAGCCAGAGAAUCUGUUGUACACCUCCAAACGACCCAACGCUGUCCUAAAGCUAACAGAUUUCGGCUUUGCCAAAGAAACUACUAGCUAUAAUUCACUAGCCACUCCUUGCUACACCCCUUAUUAUGUGGCUCCGGAGGUUCUCGGUCCUGAGAAGUAUGACAAAUCCUGUGAUAUGUGGUCAUUGGGUGUCAUCAUGUAUAUUCUGUUAUGUGGAUAUCCUCCAUUCUACUCCAACCAUGGACUGGCCAUCUCUCCUGGAAUGAAGAGACGAAUCCGAAUGGGACAGUAUGAAUUUCCAAAUCCAGAGUGGUCGGAAGUUUCGGAGGAAGCCAAGCAAUUGAUCAGACAUCUCCUGAAGACCGAGCCAACGCAACGUAUGACCAUCAUGGAAUUCAUGAACCAUCCCUGGAUUAAUCAAUCGAAUCAGGUUCCACAGACACCUCUUCACACCAGCAGAGUCCUGAAGGAAGAGAAGGACCUAUGGGAAGAAGUGAAGGAGGAAAUGACCAGUGCCUUGGCCACCAUGAGAGUUGACUACGAACAAAUUAAAAUCAAAAAAAUAGAAGAGUCGUGCAACCCACUGCUGAUAAAAAGGAGAAAGAAGGGGUUAACUGCGUCCACUGCAGCUGGACAUUGAGACACAGCAACACACAGAGAAGUGGGACAGGGUGGGAUGGGCGCCACACUGUUAUUUUUAGAGAAUUCUUUUUAAAUGUCGCAUGAAGUUGAGGAAUUUUUAAUCAGUGGGCUUUUUGAAUUUUAUUUUUGAAUACUCUCUUUACCUCUCUCUCGAGCGGAGGUGAACAUUCUGCUGUGAGACACAGUGGGGGUGAGGACAUGAGGGGGGUGGUUUUUAAUGAGAUGUAAAAGACCAGAGAUUGGGCUUGGGAGUUGGCGGUCGACUGGUGAAUCCUGUGAAAAAGACUAGUGUGCUCUUUGAACCGAAUAUUUGUCAUUCGGUGUAAUAGUUGAGAGAAAUUUCCUUUGUGUCUAUUGAUUUCUGCAACUUAAGACAUAAUAGGAACAGAACUGGCUAUUCAGCCCAUCGAGUCUGUUCCACCAUUCCAUCAUGGCUGAUUUAUUUUUCUUCUCAGCCCCAUUCUUCUGCCUUCUCCCUGUAACCUUUGAUGCCCUGACUAAUUAAGAGCCUAUCAACUUCUGCUUUAAAUACACCCAAUGACCUGGCCUCCACAGCUGUCUGUGGCAAUGAAAUCCACAGAUUCACCACCCUCUGGCUAAAGUACAUCUCUGUUUUAAAUGGACGCCUCUCUAUUCAGCUGCUCUAGACUCUAGGUCCAACACUAUUGGAAACAGCCUCUCUAUAUCCACUUUUUCCCAGCCUUUCAGUAUUCAAGCAGCAACUGUUCUCAAAUCUUUAUUCACUUAGUUUAAAGAACAUAGAACAUAGAAAUUUACAGCACAUGACAGGCCUCUCGGCCCACAAUGUUGUGCCAGCCUAUCAGAUGCAUGGGAUUUGCGUUUUGUGGUUUUAGAAGUUUGAAGUCUUCACUAAAAUUGAACCUUUCUAAGAAUGCUGGAAACUUUCAUCAGAGAUGUACAUUGAUUUUUCUCUGGAAGUUUAUUCAAUUACACAAAACUCAUGUAAAUGCCCCUGAAUUGAACGCAGUUACAGUAUUUUCCCCCUCAGAUUCAGAUUGGCUGUAUGAACUUCAGCAAAAAAAAAAGAAAACGUCCGAUGAUCCAGAUGUGUCCAGUUGCGUGCAAUGGUCUGACUGAGCUGUGACUAUUCUUCUCACCCAAUCACCCCUACCGGGGCAUAGGUCACUGACAGCAGCUCACCUCUGUCCUGGGCCAAUCUUUCAAACUGUCCGCUGGCGUAGCCCGUCUUUGAAGAUCUUUCCUCUCCCAGGGAUGAGAUCUUUGGAGCUUCUGUUGGUGUUUCUGUAGCUCUGGGCUUCUGCAGGGUGGGUUUGCCAGCCUCAUAUCCCACCCUCCUCCUUUCGUAGUUGGUCAUGGGACCAUCCAUGGUGGAGUUGAAACCGUGACUACGUUAUAAACACGAGAGAUUCUGCCGGAAAUCCAGAUUAACACCACAAAACACUGGAUGAACUCAACGGGUCAGGCAGCAUCUAUGGAGGGGGAUAAACAGUCAACGUUUCGGGCCGAGACCCUUCAUCAGGACUGGGAAGAGGGGAAGGAGGAUAGCUAGAGGAUGAUGGGUGAAGCCAGGUGAGUGGGGAAGAUAAAGGGCUGGAGAAGAGGGAUUCUGCUAGGAGAGGCGGGAGGACCAUGGGAGAAAGGGGAAGGAGGAGAGGCACCGGGUGGAGGCGAUAGGAGGGUUAGGAGGCCAAUGUUGAGGAAUGGAGUAAGGGAAGGAGAAAAAUACUGGAUGGAGAAAUCAAUAUUCAUGCCAUGAGGUUGGAUGCUACCCAGGCGGAAUAUGAAGUGUUGCUCCUCCACCCUGAGGGUGGCCUUAUGUGGCAGAAGAGGACACUAUGGACCAACAUGUUGAAAUGAGAAUGGGGUAGGAAUUAAAAUAGUUGGCCACCGGCAAAUUCCGCUUUUGGCCGUUGGACUCUGUUAGCUGUUUUAUGCUUGACUACACUACUGUCGACUUCCUAAAUAGCACAAGUAGAGAAGCGGCCCUUAAGUUUCUUUGGGAUUAUGGUCCCAAUCCAAGAUUGUCAUCACUCCUAUUAGCAGCCAGUAGACAUUUUUCUGUUCCUCACACCUCCCAGCAACCAUCUAGUUCUCUCCACUUGAUAUGCACUUACAAAAAUGUUACACUAUAGGAUUGGACUAGAUUCAGAUUCAUUUAUUUAUCGAAACAUACAGUGAAAUGUGCCGUUUGCAUUAAUAACCAACACAGCCUAAGGAGGUGCUGGGGGCAGCCUGCAAAUGUCACCACACAUUCCAGCACCAGCCAAGGUGUUCAGCAAAACAACGCAAGGAGAAACAGCAACACAGCAACAGUGAAACAAUCCCCCUUUCCUCCCUCGCUCCCUCCCUCCCUUCCACACAUAGACAGGUCUCCAACCGCAGGACAGGCCGCCCCCCGAGGGCUCGCGGACUUUGGGCCUUCCAACUUCCCCAGUGGACUCUCAGACUCGCAGAUUAAGCUGCAUUGUGCACUGCUAUGCAUUGAGAUAAAAGUCCAUCGAGGCUUACUGUAACUGCCAUAGCCUGCAAUGUUUUCAAUGUAGCCACUGAGGCCGUCCAUUGAUUGGGGUCGACGCGAUACACAAGCCAGGGGAGUACAAUAUGAAGAGCAAGCUGGUGCCCACAUUAGCAGGCUCCCCCUCUCCACGCAGCUGAUGAAUCCGAAGGAAUGGCAGAGACUGAUACAGUUUGGCACCAGUGGUGUCGCAGGAGUUGCCAGUCAGCGUUGAACUCAAUGUAGGACUGCCUUAGAGACUCCAGCUCUGGAAUUUUUCCACGGGUUUUACUCCCAGACCCUUCCCCCGUGAGUGUAUAUAUCCACAAGGCAGCAGAGGUUUGAGAUCCAGAGUUUUCUUUCUUCUAGAUGAGCUGCCAACCACAGCUGACGAGCGACUGGUUUUAAGGCACCAUUAAUGCACCUUUGCCCCGUCUUCUGUCAGUAGAAACAUCUCUGCUGGACUCUGUAGCUAAGCCGCACGUGAAGGCCAGGAGCUGGACUUGGUUGCCAGAGGCCAUCUGAGACACGCGCCAUUGGGAGAAUUGUGAGGUUGUGAGUGGGAACCUCUGCUGGUUAUAGCAAACCUUAAGGAACCAGUGCCAGUAAUGGAACCUUCUGUUGACUCCUUAGUGUCACUGUAUGUUUCGAUGGGCGUGUGUCUUUUGCAUCUUGUUCUUUGGAAGAGAACUGGUCCUGCAGAAAGUGUCCAGGGAGUCUGCUGGGAAGGCAAACAAAAAAGCGAGAAUACAACUUAAAAGCAAGAUUCUAAUUUUGGUGGGGUUAUGGCCCUUAGUUCCUGAUUUUUUUAAAAUACUUUGUAGUUUUAGCAGAUUUAAUCUUUGAGGUGGAAUACCAGUUAAAGUCUUAGUGAAUAAACUGAAGUAAAAAUAACUAUGGGAAGUUAUUUGCUAGUGAUGUGUAUUUUUGAGAUAGCAAACUAAGUAGUUUCUUUUUGCAGACUUUAUGGUUUUUUUUUAAAGAGCAAAGGAACUUGUAUUGGCAGAGUAUUUUGGGUAGUGGUUUUCUGUUGUAUUGGAGACAUACAGAGUUCAAGUUCGUUUAAUUGUCAUUCAACCAUAGAUGAAUUCCCAUGAAUACAGCCAAAUAAAACAGUGUUACACCGGGGCCAAGGUACAAAACACAGUACCGAAAGUCAUACACAGCACAAAGCACAUACAGCACAUAUUAAGAAAGCAGUAAACAUACGGUCAUACACAGAACAAAAAUAUAUAAUGUAACCCAGGUCCUUGAGUGUCAUGUUCUGUAGACUGCAGGCAGCACAGUAGUGUAGUGGUUAGCACAAUGCUUUACACAGGUUCAAUUCCCGCCGCUGCCUGUCAGGAGUUUGUACGUUCUCCCCGUGACUGUGUGGGUUUUCUUUGGGUGCUCUGGUUUCCUCCCGCAGUCCAAAGACGGUAGGUUAAUUGGUCAUUGUAAAUUGUUCCUGUAGGGUUAAAUCCAGGCAUUGCUGUGCGGUGUGGCUCAAAGGGCCGGAAGGGCCUGUUCUGCACUGUAUCUCAAUUUUUUUUUUAAAUUGAUGGUUACCUGUGUGUUGUCAGCAGGAACAAGUCCACAGAGGCUGGAAUAUGGAGCAAGAUACAAACUGCUGGAGGAACUUGGUGGGUCGGGCAGCAUCUGCGUCACAGAGCAGGGGCUUGAUCUGAAACUUCGACCCGCACUCUACCCCUGCAGAUGCUGCUCGGCCUGCUGAGUUCCUCCAGUGGUUUGAGUAUUGCUGUGAGUGAAAAGUCUGGAUGAGUUUCAUCUCUGUAGUCUUAUUUCUGCAUUGUGACCACACCUUAUUCUUGUAACUGCUCAAAGGGCAGGGCAGCAUUUAUAAAAAAAAAACAUCCACACAUUUGUUGAAAUGUGUGGUUAGAACAUAGAACAUUACAGCACAGUACAGUCCCUUCGGCCCACAAUGUUGUGUUGAACUCUUAACCUACUCUAAGGUCAAUCUAAUCCUUCCCUCCCACAUAGCCCUCCAUUUUCCUAUCAUCCAUGUGUCUACCUAAUGUAUCUGCCUCUACCACCACUCCGGCAGGCUGUUCCACACACCCACUGCUCUCUGUGUGACAAAACCCUCCCUCUGACAUCCCCCGAUACUUCCCUCCAAUCACCUUAAAAUUUUUCACCCUGGUAGGAGUCAUUCCUGCCCUGGGAGAAGGUCUCUGGCCGUCCACUCGAUCGUGCCUUUCCAGCCCCCUGUCAAGUCGCCUCUCAUCCUCCUCCACUCCAGAGAGAAAAGUCCUAGCUCGCUCAACCUGUCAACACAAACAAAAUGCUGGAGGAACCCAGGAGGCCAGGAAGCAUAACAUGGAAAAGAAUAAACAGCCGAUGUUUUGGGCCGAGACCCUUCAUCAGGACAGGAAAAAAGGAUCAAGAAGGUUGGGGGGGGUGGAGGGGAGGAAGAAGUACAAGGUGGUAGGUGAUAGGUGAAACCGGGAAGGGGGUGGUGGUGAAGUAAAGAGCUGGGAAGCUGGUAGGUGAAAGAACCUAUCCUCAUCAAACAUGCCAACCCUGGAAGCAUCCUAGUAAAGAAUUAGAAACAUCCUACCUCAUGAUAACACAGAAGGAGGCCUUUGGGCUCAUUGGGCUCAUGCUGUCUCCCAUGGAAGCCAUCCCAUGUCCCAUUUCUCCUCUCCUUAUUGCCCUGUAUGUCUGAAAUUUGUUCUCCCUCGCACUGGCCCACCAGCUCCCUUGAUGGUAAUUAAGGGCUCAUUUACAGUUUCCGAUUAACCUGUCAACUUACACGUCUUUGGGAUUUGGGAGGAAACCGGGGCAGCCAGGGGAAACCCACAUAGGCCAGUACUGAACUCAGGUUACUGGAGCCUAACCCAGGUGCCACCCUGUCUCCCAUGCUAGAGCUGGGCAGCAAGGCCCUAACUUCUGCCACUCUUUUUCAGAAGCACUGACUCAUUAAAAUAAAAUUGCACAAUAUAAAUAUUAAUAGAUUUGUUUUUAAUUACUCCGUAGUUUAAAUGGUUCAUCACAGACUAGAUGGGCUAAAGGGCCUGUUUCUGUGCUGUACUUUUCUCUGACUUUAUUUGGCAUCCUGUUCUGGAUGCUAAGACAAUAGUCAUUACCACCUCUGAUUCUGGAGAUAUUAAAGCCUCGUACACAUUUGUCAGUAUCUCAGUCCAUGAUGUUCUUGUGGUUUUGCCAGUCCGGUACCUCAAGGCCCCAGUUAGUGAGGUGUUCUCCAAAAGACCUUGUGAACGGCAGAAGGCACCAUAUCCCCAUGGGAAGGGAUCACAGUUCCUUUCCAGAAGGUUGUUCCAAGUUCAAGUUCAAAGUAAUUUAUUAUCUCACUAUAUACAACCCUGGGAUUCGUUGUCUUGUGGGCAUUCUCAAUAAAUCCAUUAUAGAAUAGAAAUAAUGCCUAAAACUGCUAUAACAGUAACAACAAUGUUCCAACAUAAUCAGUUAAAUUCCAUCCACUUGCUAAGGCAGUGCUCUUUACCAUGGAGUGCUGACUGUGAACAAGUCCAUAAGACAUGGGAGCAGAUUCAGGUCAUUCCGGCCAUCGAGUCCAUCAUGGCUAAUUUAUUAUCCCUCUUAACACCAUUCUCUUGCCUUCUCCACAUGACCUCUGACGUCCCUACUAAUCAAGAACCUAUCAACCUCCACUUUAAAUACAUCCAAUGACUUGGCUUCCAUGACAAAGAAUUUCACAGAUUCACCACCUUCUUGCUAAAGAGUUCCCCCUGAUCUCUCGUCUAAAGGAACAUCCUUCUAUUGAUAACAUGCCGGCUGGUCCUAGAUGCUGUCACUAUAGAGAACAUCUUUUCCACAUCCUCUUGGUUUAGGCUUUCCAAUAUUUGAUAGGUUUCAGUGAGAUCCCCCUCAUUCAUCUGAACUCCAACAAGUACAACUCCAGAGUGAUCAAACACUCCUCAUACAUUAACACUUUCCUUUCCAGGUUCACUUCUGGUGAAACAUUUAUGUGAGGAGUGAGCCUUGUAUCUAGCGCUUGGUCAGACCUCCAAAUCGGUACGCAGCAGACUGAUAUACAUUGACCACAGAAUUAAUCUUGCAACUUGCCUUGAGUCAAAGAUGUAUUUAUUUUUAAGCGAAGUUCACUGAACUGUGCACACAAUAUUCAGUAUGACAGAUAUACUAAAAUUAGCUUUAAUUAAAAACUGUCCAUUUAUAUCUGUAUAUUACCUUAUAACCCAGCAUCUGAAAUCGAUAGUCAUCUCCAUUCGUUUAAGAAUACAGAUUUGGGAGUUUGCUGCUUUUGUUUUUACAAACCAGAGACAGUUUUUUGUAACAUGGUACCUCACCUUUAGAGAUUUCAGCUACUCCAGAGUUUCAUAAGCUUCUGGCCAAGUGUAGACCUUGCAAAGAGAGAAAGCUGUGUCAGAGAGUAACUCACAUCCCUUCUGUUAAAGAACUGGAAUCUGCCAGGCAACAACUGAAACCAAAUACUAGAAAUCAGGACUGGUGAAAUGAACUCAGUGGCCACUUUAUUAGGUGCCUCCUGCACCUAAUAAAGUCACCUAGUGUACGUUCAUGGUCUUCUGCUGCUGUAGCCCAUCCACUUCAAGGUUUGCUGUUUUGUGCAUUUGGAGAUACUGUUCUGCACACCACGGUUGUAACUAGUUAUUAUUUGCCUUACUGUCACCUUCCUGUCAGCUUUUGCCGGUCUGCCCAUUCUCUUCUGACCUCUCUCAUUAACAAGGCUUUCUUGCCCACGGAGUUGCUGCUCACUGGGUGUUCUUUGUUUUUCCGCACCGUUUUCUGUAAACUCAGGAGACUGCUGUGCAUGAAAUUCCCAGGAGAUCAGCAGUUUCUGAGAUACUCAUACCACCCCAUCUGGCACCAAAAAUCAUUCCACAGUCAAAGUCACUUAGAUCACAUUUCUUCCCCACUCUGAUGUUUAGUUUGAGCAACAACUGAACCUCCUGACCAUGGCAGCAUUUAUGCUUUGAAUUGCUGCCACACGAUUGGCUGCUGAGAUGUUUGUAUUAAUGAGCCGGUGUACAGGUGUACCUAAUGAAGUGGCCACUGAGUGUAUAUUUGAGAUGUCCAGAAUGUGGAGAGGGAACAAGAGGACUUGAGAUUGAUCUAGUGAAACACUAGUGUUAGAUGAAACUCGAGUUGCUUCAUAGAAAGUUCUCUGCCAGUGAGUGAUUCUUGAAGGCAGGUUAUGAUGUGAGGAGUUAGUCUUGCACCUUGUACUUAAUUAGACCUGAUUUGCAUUGACCACAAAAUAAGGUUAAAGCCUUGAACCAAAUUAUCUAGCUAGAUAUUCCUCCUUCAACCUCACGAUGUCAGGAUCUUCUAUUUUUCUAUUUCUCUGUCCUACCACUCCAAUGAAGUAUUUUGUAACUUUUAAGUGUCAUAAUCUUUAAGUCUCCUGACUAUACCUUUCUCCCUCCAGAAGAUGUACAUCUUCUCAGAGAGAGGGACACAGUGCUCAAAAGAUUAGUUGUAGAUGAUCUAGGCCUAGCAACCUUUAAUGAGCUAGUUGAUGCGAUGGUGACGGGUAAUUCUGCUCCUGGCAAAACCAGGUCAGAGUCACAGUCUGUGAGAGGUGGAGGGGGAGCGGUCAGAAGGCUGGUCUAAACCUUGAUGGAACUGAGCUGUCCCUGACGAUUCAUAUGAGAAGUGUGAGCCAUGAUCAUAAACACAAGAUAUUCUGCAGAUGCUGGAAAUCCAGAUCAACUCGUACAAAACUCAGCAGGUCAGGCAACUUCUGUGGAGGGGAAUAAACGGUCACUGUUUCGGGCCGAGACCCUUCAUCAGGACUAGAAAGGAACGGGGAAGAAGCUUCCUUCUCUUUCCCCGCCCCCCCCCCCCCACUCCUUCUGGAUUCCUGCCCUUGCUUUCCAGUCUUGAUGAAGGGUCUCGGCCCGAAACAUUGAUUGUUUUAUCCUCUGCAUAGACCUGCUGAGUUCCUCCAGUAUUUUGGGUGUGUUCAGCCAUGAUGAUGCCCACUCUAACUGUGUGUGUGUGAGAGAGAGAGGGGGUGUGCACGCUGAAACUAUUAAUUGAUAAAUUUCAAUGCUAUUGCUUAAGGUAGACUGCAGAUUUCACUGAGGGGUGACCGAUUGCUGAGAGGGGCAGGAGCAAUCCAAGGUGGACCGAUUCAGGGUCACGAAAGUCUAGUGUGAAUGAGCUGUGCUCAGUGGAAUGAAUGAUUAAAGAAUAGCUUUAUUAGUCACAUGUAGCUGUAUAUCAAAACCUACGCUUGCUGCGUGUUUGCAUCAAAUCAGCGAGGAUGGUGCUGGGUUGCCUACAAGUGUCACUUCACUACUGGCGCCAACAUAGCACGCCCACAGUUCACUCACCCUAACCUGUAUCUCAUAGAGCCGUAGAGCACCACAGCACAGAAACAGGCCUUUCAGCCCAUCUUCUCCAUGCUGAACUGUUAUUCUGCCAAGUCCUAUUGACCUGCACCUGAAGCAAAGCCCUCUGUACCACCCCCCCCCCCCCUCUGUUGCAAUCAAACCUGCAUCCACCACUCUCCGAGUGAAGAACUUCUUUGGAAUGCAAGAGGUAACGGGGAGAAUGCAUAAACUCCUUACAGACAUUGGUAGGAAUUGAACCCCAAUCCUAUAACCAGUGCUGUAAAGCAUUUUUCUAACUGAGACGCUACCAUGGAGAAACAGUCCCCAGCUUUGAACCUCGAUGAUCAGUCGUUCUCCUGAGGACACCCUUUACACGUUGCACUGUUCAUUUCAUCUCCUCAAGUGUAGUAGAAACCUGUCCUCACUAAAGCCUCGUAUUAAUCAGGAAACCGAAGAGAGUACAGAGUGUGAAGCCUGCUGAUUGGAACUUACCAUGGCUUCCAGGAGAAUUUAGUGUAGGGAUCUGCAGUAAUUGCGUGCCACCUUUCAUAAAUAGAACUCCAGUAAAACUCCAGGAAACAAAGAAACCUCUCACAGCCCCAGAAACUAAAGCUAGGAUCCACUCCUCUUCCUUCUCACAGUCUUCCUCAAACUUGCCAAGGGAGGUAUUGUACAGAGCACAGAGGAAGUCUCAGGUUGGGAUGCAGGGAGAGGCAAGGAUGUGGCGGUGACUUGUAAGGGAAAGGAUGCUGGAAAUUCCCCGGGAUUCCGUCCGGUCUGAGAUAAUCUAGACCAAUGGUUCACCAAGCACAGUGCGAAUGAGCAAGAACACAGAGUCAUAUCCAUUGAGUAACUUACAAUGAGACAUCAUUGUCUCAAUGACUCACUUCAGUUCGCAUGCACUGAAACCCUCAUCCACACUUGUUCACUCAGAAUUGAGGGUUCUGCACAUUUCCUCAUUCUAUUCUCUAUAAACCCAAGGUCAUCCAAAUCUCUGCCGACCUCUGACCCCACCUGCAUCACAUCCCAUUCUCCACUGCUCCCUGGUCCUCACUGGCAACACCUCCAUUUUAAACUACUUGUAUUUAUUUCAGAUAUCUCCGUGGUCUCAGCCUCUCUGUCUCUGACAUCUCCUUUAGCGUUCUCGACGUUCCUCCAAACCUGAAGAGUUGCAUCUGAUCCCACCACCUCCUCUGGCAGCGAGUUCCAGAUGUCACCUCUCUCUGCAUAUAAAAACAAGACAUUCCCCUCAAAACUCUUUUAAAUCUCCUUUCUCUUGCCUUAAAUCUAGACCCUCUUGUUUUCUGACAUGUUUACCAUACCCUAGCUAAGCCUCUAAUAACUUUAUAUACCACUAUCAGAUCACUCUUCAACCUCCUCUCGUCAGGGGGAGACGAGCAUGGCCCUAUCCAAUCUCUUCCCCCAUAACUAAGGCCUCCAAUCCAGGCAACAUCCUGGUGAAUCUUCUCUGCUGUUUAAACAGCACGACCACAUCUACAUCCUUCCUCUCGUGCAAUGACUGGAUCUGCACACAAUGCUUCAAGUGCAGCCUAAACAACAUAUUGUAAAGUUGACACAUAACCUCCUUAACCUUAAUAUUCUCUAUCUUCGGUACUUGGCCCUUCACUGCUCUGUGGAGCAUAGGCUAUUGAUGACCUCGCAUGUCCAUUGUCCUCUGCAGUCGAUGGUAUGGUUGGAGUUCAUCAACAUUUCUGCAAUCUAUUGCUUCCACUGUACAGGAGAUUGGCCUAGACAGCUUCACCGGAGCCCUGGUGGCCAGCCUUGCCCAUUUCCACCUCCCACAACAGGGACGUAGGGUUAGACUUUGAGGGAUGUACCUUAUGUAACUUGACCUAUUAAGGCAAACGUGACAUCUUCCAUCUUCACCACCCUGUUGACCUGUGUUGUGACUUCCAAGGGACUGGGCACCCCAAAGUUCCUCUGUUCAUCAUCACUCUAUGAUGCUGUGCCAGUUUCACUGUACAGGUCCUACAAGUAAUCAUAUCUAAUAUUCGACUUCUUUCAUUUUGCCGUCCUCUCCCCUAGUUCAGAUUGACAUCAUGGUCAGAAAAUUGGGCCAAAGGGCCUGUUUCUGUGCUGUAUGACUCUAUGCCUGUUGUCUUUGAUUCACUGUAUCCUUAAGCAACCUUCCUCACUGUCCACAAUGCUAACUUCAGUGCCAUCUGCUCACCUAUUGGGAUUUAAUUGGUCCAUAGCUGGCUGUAGCUUCAGCCAUCUGGAUCCCUAGCUCUGGCCUUCCCUCCUGACCACCCCUCUCCCUCCUCAUCCACUUCCCUAGGCCUCAAAAGACCUACCUCUCUGACCUAGCUUUUGGGCACCCAUCCUUUCGAGUGGCACCAAAUUAGUUUAGUUGCUCAUGCUCCUGUCUAGUGCCAUUUGGAAACUUGUUGGGAUCCCAGAGAAGUCCAUUGAGAGGAGGAGUUAAUGGGAAUGUUUCGUAAAACAAAAGUUCAAGGUAAAUCUAUUAUUAAAGUACAUAUAUGUCACCAUGUAGCAUCUGAAAUUCAUUUUCUUGUGGGCAUUCCUAAUAACUCCUGUAACCGUAAUCGAGUCAGUGAAAGACCACACCGACAGGGCAGACAACCUGUGAGCAAAAGACAACAAACUGUGUAAAUAAAAGAAGAGAGAAACAAUAAUAAUAAAUAAAUAAGCAAUAAAUAUCGAGAACAUGAAAUGAAGAGUCAUUGAAAGUCAGCCCACUGGUGGGAACAUUUCAAUGAUGGGGUGAGUGAAGAUGUCCCUUUGGUUCAGGAGCCUGAUGAUUGAGGGGUAAUAACUGUUUCUGAACCUGGUGGUGUGAGUCCUGAGGCUCCCGUACGUUCUUCCUGAUGGCAGCAGCGAGAAGAGAGCAUGACGGCUGGUGGGCUCCCAUUGAAGGAAUGGUUUUCCAAGAGUACCAGACCAGACUAAGGGUAUGAAAAAUAAAUUACUCUUCAUUUUAAAGACUUGUGGCUUUAACAAAGUCAUAGAGUUGAAGUGGAGAACCUGGAGUGACAAGGCCCGAUUAGUUAGUACAGGGACUGCCUGCAUGCUCUGAUGUGUGCAUGUGUAAACUCUUGUUGGUGAUCAUGGCUGAAGCAACACACUCAAAUUGCUGGAGGAACUCAGCAGGUCAGGCAGCAUCUAUGGAGAUGAAUAAACAGUCGAUGUUUUGGGCCAAGAUCUUUCAGGACUGGAAAGGAAGGGAAAAAACAGAAUAAAAAGGUGGGGAGGGUGGGAAUGGGAAAGAGGACAAGUUAGAAGGUGAUAAGAUGCAGGUUUGAAAGUUGGAAGUUCAGCUGUUUGAGUCUUUGCCUCCCCUGAAGUAACUGACAGUACUCUUACAGGUCUGUAUAGCUGCUGUGGCACUGGUGACAAAAUCCAGUUUGUCUUCUGUUUGAAAUGCCUCCUUGGAUUUUUCAUUCUCAGCCAUGCGAGAUGAUCUACUCUUUGUUUAUCUGACUGUUCUGAGGGGUUGUGUUACAUUCAGUGACCAUACCACAUUGUAAUCAAGAACACCAUUU
Molecule: messenger RNA, 13946 nt
Organism: Mobula hypostoma (lesser devil ray)
Lineage: Eukaryota; Metazoa; Chordata; Chondrichthyes; Myliobatiformes; Myliobatidae
Product: MAP kinase-activated protein kinase 2
Exons: 10
Coding region: 509-1645 (378 amino acids)
Biological process (GO): toll-like receptor signaling pathway; cellular response to vascular endothelial growth factor stimulus; peptidyl-serine phosphorylation
Cellular component (GO): nucleus; cytoplasm
Molecular function (GO): ATP binding; calcium-dependent protein serine/threonine kinase activity; calcium/calmodulin-dependent protein kinase activity
Source: RefSeq, a predicted model, not a curated record